Messenger RNA from Ornithodoros turicata, 2271 nucleotides. Its product is annotated as mRNA-capping enzyme-like. The record is from RefSeq and is a predicted model, not a curated record. Gene Ontology annotation, biological process: 7-methylguanosine mRNA capping; protein dephosphorylation. Bases 319 to 2106 code for a protein of 595 amino acids. Lineage: Eukaryota; Metazoa; Arthropoda; Arachnida; Ixodida; Argasidae. Gene Ontology annotation, molecular function: protein tyrosine/serine/threonine phosphatase activity; mRNA guanylyltransferase activity; ATP binding. The transcript has a single exon.
AGACGAGGCAAGAUCCGUGACUGAAGAAGAAAAUGUCGGCGUACAUGUCACCGGCUCGUUGAGAAAAUGCCUCAACAGGAAGACGCGAGACCGAAAGACUUUUCCACGAGCGCGUUUCGGACGUUAAGCAACUCCUCAACCUGCACUUUACUUCUUACAGUCACAGCUUUCGUCUGAUAAGGUACAAGUUCGUUUGGUUAUAGGCACUAAAAUCGUCUAGUAUCAUUCAAUGUUGUCUCAAAACACACAUUGAAAUACCCGGUAACCCUCCUCGCGACAUCAUUUGUAGCUUUGGGCAAUUCGGUACAUUUCCGGAAAAUGGCCUCCAAUGGUCGGCACAACAGUGGCGUCCAGCUUGCGGUCCCUCCCAGAUGGCUCAACUGUCCCAGAAAAGGUGAAAUCAUAGCGGAUAUAUUUCUUCCCUUCAAAACUCCGCUCGGUGACGAGUACGACAGUCAACUACCCGAAGCCCACCGCUUCCCUCCUUCCAUGCUGUUAACAGUAUUCGCUCGAUACAAGAUGCAGAUGGGUUUGUGGAUUGACCUUACAAACACCAACAGGUUCUACGACAAAAAGCACGUGGAAUGUGCUGAAAUCACGUACGUGAAGCUGCAGUGUCGCGGACACGGCGAAUGUCCAUCAUCUGAACAAACUCGAGUUUUCGUUGAUAUAUGCCGCCGCUUCAUUGCGCAACAUCCAAAACAAGUCAUUGGGGUUCACUGCACUCAUGGCUUCAACCGAACAGGAUUUCUCAUAGCUUCCUUCUUAGUGGAGGUGAUGUCUUGGAGCAUUGAAGCUGCUGUCAAAGCCUUCGCGAAGGCUCGUCCUUCGGGGAUUUACAAGGACGACUACUUGCGCGAACUGUUCAGGCGCUAUGGCGAUAUCGAAGACACUCCGCCGCCGCCGAUGAUUCCGGACUGGUGCCACGACGAUGAUUCGGCUGAUGUAGAUGAUGAUGUACAGCCUUUGGACGAAAAAACGCAAGGCGAAGAUGAACGUCCGGGCAAGACCCGCCGGAACAAAGAUUUCCGAAAGGGAGUCCCCGUGUUCAUGGAAGGCGUACCUGGUACGAUUGCAAUAACGGCGGAGCCAAAGCUAAGUGAAAUUCAACGGAGAUGCCAGGAUAUGUGUCAGUGGAAGAAAUCAGGUUUUCCAGGAAGCCAACCGGUCUCCAUGGAUUUAGACAACUUGGAUUUACUGACGCAGAUGCCAUAUAAAGUAAGCUGGAAGGCAGAUGGGACGAGGUACAUGAUGCUUAUCGACGGCGAGGGUGAAGUAUACUUUGUAGAUCGAGACAACUGCGUGUUUCGUGUGUCAGAAGUGCAGUUCCCAAGACGAAAACAACCUACUGCGCAUAUCCAGGACACACUGGUCGACGGUGAGAUGAUAAUCGAUAAAGCGGACGGCAGGGACGUUCCGCGUUACCUAAUCUACGACAUUGUCAGGUUUGAAGGGAAAGAAGUUGGCAAGGCAGACUUCGGCGUACGCCUUCUGUGUAUCGCAAGGGAGAUAUGCGAACCGAGGAAGCGAGCAAUGCAAGAGGGUCGCAUCAGUCGGGUCCAAGAACCUUUUGGAGUGCGCCAGAAACAAUUCUGGGACAUCACUUGCGCAGAGUCUCUUUUGGGAGAGAAAUUUGCGAGAAAUAUGUCACACGAGGUCGACGGACUCAUAUUUCAGCCGGUACCUGAAGAGUACACAUGUGGCAGGACUGACACGGUGCUCAAGUGGAAACCGCCCCAUCUAAAUUCCAUUGACUUUAGGCUUAAGAUAGUCCGGGAAGAAGGUCUGGGUCUGUUACCCAGGACCGUGGGGCAUCUCUACGUGGGGUCGUAUGAUUUACCUGUUGCAAACAUUAAAAUCACGAAAGCGAUCAAAGCGCUGGAUAAGAAAAUCAUCGAGUGCAAGUACGAGGAUAAGCAAUGGGUGCUACUGCGUGAGAGGACUGAUAAGUCUUUUCCCAACAGUUAUACAACGGCCAUGGGAGUGAUGAAGAGCAUUAUGCAGCCUGUGACUAAGGACAUUCUUCUUGGUUUCAUCAGAGACAAUCGGUGGCAGGGGCCACGACGGAAAAGGAGACUUUCUGGGGAUUCACUUGAUCUAGAUUAACGUCACCGUCAAAGCUAUAUCGUUCGAUGUGACGUCGCCUGCAAUGGAACCGUAGACGAAUCCUUCGCACCUGCAUGAGAGAGCAAAUUUCCACCACUCUGUAUUCUCAGUGUCUGCACCGCCAAUUUGGUCGUUGUCGUCCAUAAAGGUUGCAUCACGCCCUGA